GCGCCCUUGCGCGACCCUUCGGGUCACCGCUCCGACCCGGCCACCGACUCGGCCACCGACCCGGCUACCGACCCGGCUACCGACCCGGUUUCCGAUCCGGUCUCGGACGGCGCCGUCGUCUGACGGCUCGUCCGCGCGCGCGCAAGCGCCUGGACGCCGCGGCGUCCCGGCAUGGAGCGACCCAACGGAGGAUCGACGGACGCCCGGACUUGACUUCUCCGCCGUUCCCACGAAAUCGUCACAGGAGCAAGAACCCUGAGGAGAUGCAGCGUUGCCCUUACCUUCACGAAAUGAAGGAGCGAUUGCUCUCCCAGCCUACACCUACCGACAGUUUAGACAUGGAGCGGCUAGACGGUGGCACCCCUGUCAAGGAGGCCAACCUGCACAACGAUUAUCCUGCACACACGAACCCUGGAGUCAUUCCCGACCCUCCAGAAAUGCCGCCGGAUUCUCUUAUCGGGACUGUAGUGAAGCUGAAUUCCGAUGGUUAUGGUUCCCACACGUCACCGGCACAUGCAAGGCAACCCUUGGUGCCACAAAGUGCGAAUAACCAACCCCUGUGUCUUACACCGACACACUCGACGACAGCCAACGGCAUGCUGCCGAAAAAUGCCAAAACCUCUCUCUUUAUCAUUAUGAGCUUCAUCUACGCAAAGUUGCUGGUGGUCGUGUGCAUCGCGUACGUCAUAAGCGAGGUCGUCACCCACAAAUUACCACUCUACUACUACGAGGGCUUCUUCACCUACUUGUACGGUGUCAGCAUCUUCUUCCUCCUCUACGUCUUCUGCUUCCUCCUGCAGGAGAGCGCCUGCUGCUCCCGGGGGAGCGACACGCCGCCACCCCCGCCGAGGCCCCCAAAGCCACCCAAGGAGCCCAAGGACAAGAACAAGAAGAAGGACAGCAAAGACAAGGAUCAGAAAACAGCCAAGAGCAAGAAGGAGCAUUUUCAGGAUGCGGCUGACGUGGAAGCUGGAGUGGCAACACGAGCAUUGCGAAAACGCAAGACUUCUCAGAACGAUCACAGCCACGGAAGCUUCUUUCUCAGAAUCGGCGCAAUCGCUUUUGGGUUGGGAACCAUGGUUUAUAAUGGUUUGGAGUUUGGGGCUUUCUUCGAAGUACCGGCAACGUCCGCCUGCUACCAAAUCCUUCAAGGUGUCAACCCAGUUCUUCAGAUGAUCUUCACUUUCAUGCAAAUGUACUUCAUCUUCAUGAAUUCCAGGCUCAACAUUCACCGAUUCAAGGUAAUUGCCCGAUUCGGUCUGAUGCACGUUGUGGCAACCAACCUCUGCGUCUGGAUUCGCACUUUGGUAUUGGAAAGUCUUAAAGAAAUCACUCAAUAUCAUAAACGCUUAGGACAGGAAGAAGUAGGUAUACUCGAAAGUAUAAAACAGUACACCAUGCGGAACGCCGGUGCUAUUUUGGGAACGGAAGCUCGCGAUAUGGCGCAACUCCGAGAGGCACCCUCUACCUCUUCGACCAGGCAUACCCCUUCCGCGACCUUGUCGACCACCGGGGCGAUCGCCUCUCUGGGUCGCAUGAUGAGGACCACGGCGAGGUCGGUGGUCAGAGCAGUCACGAUCCCGCCGACAGAUAGCACCACCACGACGACGACGACCACAACCACCACCACCACGACCACGUGGAGGCCACCGACCGCGGUUUCGCUUAAGACCACGACGCCUUUUCCGCCGACCCCGCCAACGACCGCAUCCACGGCGCUCUCCACUUUGCUGACCACCUUGGCUCCGACGGUACGCACCACUACCAGAGCGUCGACGACGACGACGACUGUCGGCAGCGCCUCGUCGACCACAUUCGGCUACUAUCUCUUCGACGCGCCUCACGUCGACCAAAAGGAAGUGAACCAGAUCUUCGACGUGAGCAACCUCACCAACGCCAGUAGCGUGUGGAGCCCGAACUUGGGUUUCUACGCCGAGGCCCUCACCGAUGACGGCAACGUUUCUAACUCCUGCGGCAGGGUUAACAUCAUGGGGAGCAUCGUCCAAGAUGCGGCCCCCUACCUCUUUCCCUUCAUUAUCGAGUACAGUCUCAUCGGAGCAGCUGUCAUCUACGUCAUGUGGAAGCACAUCGGUCGUCACCCUCGGUGGCCUCACCAGGCAGAAGCCGACCUGGAGCGCAGGUUGGAGGCAAUGUUGUCCAGACGAGCGGUUGCCCUGGCACACGCGGGCCACGCCAGGGUGGAUUGCGUUGGGGCCAGUAAGGGUCUCUUCUUCGGGCUUCUUCUCUUGGUCGGCUCGUUGAUUUGCCUUAUCCUCUUUUUCGUUUUGAUCCAUCAUCCCGAAUUGGGACUGCUAGCCAUUUAUCUCGCGGAUGUGUCACACUGUGUCCUCAUGGCUCUCUCCAUCGUGGCCAUUAUAGUUGGUUUUAUUCGAGUCCAGAGUUUGAAGUUCAAAGCGGAAGAGCAAAGCGAUCUCAACGACAUCCUGUUGCGCGUGUCCGCGUUUGGCCUUUUCGUGUACGCUGUAUUUAGCGUGAUCGCCGGUUCUUUGGCUGCUUUUACGCACGAACCCAAUCUACUCGUAAUGGUGACCGGGUUGUUAUCCGUGGCUCAGGUCGUUCUGCAGAUGCUGUUCAUCGCCGAUGUCUCCCGCAGACGCGUUCAUCUACCGGAACACGAUCGCAGCAAGCCUGGUCGCCAGGUGGUCACUUUCUUGCUGAUUUGUAACGUAACCAUGUGGGUGAUUUACACGUUCGAGACGCAGAAAGUCGUCGCGAAUCCCGUGCAGCUCGAUUUUUAUGGGUUCCUCGCUUGGGCGAUCGUGCAGAGGGUUACCUUGCCGCUGUGCAUCUUCCAUAGGUUCCAUAGUGCCGUUACGCUCGCGGAAAUAUGGAAAACCAGCUACAAGGCGCGCCUGGAGUAAACCGCGUCAUCGGCCCGAUCGCAGCCGCGAACGGAUUACAGUGGAGACCGGGAGGAGGGCAUUCUAGAAGAACAAGGACCAGCUCGGAGACGUGGCCGAACGCCGAAGAGACGAGCCGACCCGGAGGGCGACGGAGGCGCCCGAGACGGACACUUCCUCCUUGGACUUCCUUGUCGGAGAAGGCUCGGACCGUCGUCGGCUUCGCCAAAGGACGCGCAGGUCUGGAACUGGCGCAAGCGUCGACGGUGGAUCCCUCGAGGCGACUCGGAUGACUUCGAGCAUCUUAGAUGAGAAGGCGCGACGUUGACCCAACGACAACGAACGAACAAACGCGGCUUCGCUGUGACGCGCGAGCAGUUGAUUCGAUUUCUUUUUUUAUUAAAUCCACCACGUGGACUGAAGUUUCUUCUUAAACGGAAUCAAGAUGAGCCCUGGACACGCUUCGGAUACUCUUUGGCGGAACGAAGAAGGUUUUGGACUGGAGAGGCUACGACAAGAGAGGUCUCGACUCCCGUUGACGCGUAUUUACUUUUACAGGUUUCCAGGUUAACUGGAAACGUGUCGCCACUGUCAUCGCGUUUUCUACUUUUAUACCUUCGUCGCAUUUUACAUCUGGAAUAAUAUUAGUUCGUUAGAAGAAAGACUCGAGCCAUCUCGUUAGCUGGUACGUCGGGCAUAUCUUUCGUUGGAUCGCGCGACACGUGACACUCCAGUGAGCGAGCUAGACCAUUCAUUCACUGUGAGUUGGUCAGUUUUAGACGAUGAUCCGACAAACGGUUCUCGCACAAGGCAGUUCAUUUUCAAUUUAAUACGGCAUACAUACAAACUGGCAGCUCAGGGAGUAGUAAAGUGUCACUUGAAAUCGAAACGAAGGGCGACGAACUAACGAGUCUUCCGGAUGUCCAACGUCCGAGAACAGCUUGUUUCUCGUGUUAACGCCUGCUAUGAAAUGCGGCCUCCGCCUGAUCAGUCUCGCAGUCCGAGAUCUUAGUGGUUGCCCACUCGAGGUACGAGAGAUUUCCACCCGAAAGGACGCGAAGACGUAACUAAGUUUGGGGCCAACACAACGCAUAUGAAUCCGGUUAAGGCGAAACGAUGCCAUGGUUUCGAGGAAAGUGCAACCAAAGGACUCUAAACGUUCGCUUUCGUCUUGCGCCUGCGUUCGUUGCGUGUUGUAAAGUAUGGAAUUCCUUCGAAACUUUCGAGAUACUUUUUGAUGCGACACUUUUAUACGUGGCGUGGCAUCGCGUCACUUUUUUGACGAUUAGGUGACUUGUUUUACCCCGACUAAAAGGAAUGAACGAUGGCGCGUUUUUCAAGGGGGCUGAUGUCAACUAGUGGGGGAAGCCGAAAAGAUAGGCGAAAAAGAGAAAUAACCGAAAAGAGAGGACGAAACCGCGUCGGGGACGAGAAAAGGAAGAGAAAGGAGGAAUGCACGGAAAGAAUCUGUUACAAUAACUGCGACGAGUGUAUAGAGAUUAGAGAGUAUUUUUUUUCUAGCGGCAAGUCGCAUAAGAACGAUCGCGAGAAUGGAGUAUUUACGACCCAUGGUACGGGUUGAGUCAUUAAGCGGGCAUAUUUGAAUAGUAGUAGCGUAAAGCACCUGCAGGGGUAGCGAGGGGAGAACGCGUGAAUGGGACGGAUCUACGAGGCAGGACGUAGACAUAGACCUUAGACGUAGACGUAGACGUAGACGUAGACGUAGACGUAGACGUAGACGUAGACGUAGACGUAGACGUAGACGUAGACGUAACUAGAGAAACCGAAACCGAUAGGAUUCAUCGUUUAUCAGAAAUAAAUGAUAUAUUGAUUAGGGUUUAAGAUAAUUCGAUCAUGGACUUGACGUUCAGAUUGCGUAGGGUAGAGACCGUCGACGGAGCCUCCGUUCGUUGACGCGACGUCGGUUUUUAUGUAUCCGCGCUCCGUUAUAUCCCUCUUUCGUCUUCCUUUGGACACUUUACCCUUGUGUAUCUUUGUCUAAUAACGAGUCCGAUUGCGAGUGCGGACGAGAAUCGGCGCAACGUGCUCGUCUAGUCGGAAAGCUAGGAAGAUAGGAGAAGCGCGGUUACUAUCGACAUUCUUUCUGUCGGAACGCGAUCUUACACACACACCCACACACACACACGCGCGGAAUGGCAAAGCGUUCGAUACCGUGAUCAACAUACAGGUAUGGUUUCAAAGUCUAAUCGACGCGUGCCGUCAUGUGUAUAUAACGAUUGAUUUUCGGCGAAGCGAAUGCGGAAGGUAAUACCUGCAAACCAUUUCACUUGUUUCGACCAACGAGGUCGAGAGGGGUCCGUUAACGCAAUCGGCACUAGCCGCAUUAUUGAUCCUGGCUAUCGCGCCUGUGCGUGCGCGAAGACAUUUCCCCGAUGCAGCUUCGACACGGUUAGUUCGUCAGAAUUUUGUCGCCGUUUGCGAGCGUGCAAAAACUUUCCCUCUGGAGUAUCCCGCGUGUAACAACGCUACCUGGCAGUCGCUCAUCCCUAAGAGAGCAUGCAUUCGUUAGCGUUUUUCAACGCAAUCGUAGCAUUUGUGCGACGUCGCUGUACCAUUUGACGCGCUUUUUCCUGGGAAUUUUUACCAAUUUCCCUCGACUUUAGCGGGCUGUUAAGGAACUCGAAACUUUAUAUAACGACGAGCUGUCGACGUAUUGAGUCGUUCGCUAUCUAAUUUGCGCGAUGUCAUAGCGAAUAACAGGGCACUGCCAUACACCGGACCAAUUUCCGAUGCAACAAAAGAAACAGACGGAACUACUCGAGUACUGUAAAAGGCUGAGAGAUGUAAUUUUUUUUUCUGAUAUUCUCUAGUCCAAGUUUCAUGCAAAUUCAUCGUUUCAGAGAGCAUUCGGGUGAGGCUACAGUUCUCAUAGAUCUUUCUUUUUGUUAAGUCGAAAAUGUCUACCCGUGACGUCGAGUGACAAGGGAAUAUCACGUUACACAUGUUCAGACAUUCUAGCGAACCUUGUUGGUUCCUGCAAAGGUACAAAUUGUUAGUUCCACGUUCAUACGUCAUCUCGGAAGAAUUUCACUUCUACUUUGUUCUUUUUAUCUACGAGUGGAAUACUAUCAAAUAAUCGAACACGGUACGGAUUUUGGUACGGGACAAUUUAUGGUAUCGAAACGAGACACUUAUAUCAAUGUCUUAACUCUGUUAAUAGAAUCUCAGUACUCAAUAAUAUUGAAAUUGCACUUAGUAGAACUCGUGCUCCAACUUACAUGAAUAGUGCCAAGUUCUUGCCCGUAUACGUAUGGAACUUUUGAAAAGCGUAAGUCUUCCAAAAAACAGGCUUUGCCAGAAGUCAUGGAGACGCGUUUGUUGGCAGCUCAUUGUCAUUUGAUGUCACGAGUACGUAGUACAAAAUUAGAAAACGCAGAAUGAAAAAUUGGAGAAGGCUGAAAACUCACUUUUGACGUUUUGUAACUGUAAACAUACACUGCACGAAGAGUAGCACUGUCGGGUGGAGGAAACGACGGACUCGUUUCGAUCCCGUGGGCUCCGGAUCCGUGGAUCCGCAUCUUCUCGGCGCGGGAGAUUCAUCCAUGCGGAUGAAUGUUUGCGUUGUAUUUCGUACGCGGAAAAAGACAAUCGCGAAGCGGCGUCGUCGGAGCCUUCUUAGGUUGCUGAUAUUCGGAUUCGCGUUUCCCGACAGAUUCAAGUUCUUCAGUCUGAAGUUUUUGCGCGUUCGCGCAAUACCUUUCCCCGACAGGUCUACUCCCGAAUUAAUAUAAUUAAACAUUGACGUAGAAAGUUUUUGAUGUCUUCGAUUAACAUUAAAGGUUUGUACACACAUACGCGCACAAGUGACAUAUUCACGGUUAUACAAAGACACAAUUGAACGUUAAAUGUAAAAGAAUAAAAUUAAGAUACGUGUUGUCAAGUAAUCCAGUGGUUAAAGACAAGUAGCUACGAAGAUUUAUUCUGAAGUACAUAAUUGCAUUUCAUACAUUAAAUUUAUUGAUUGUGUGGCAUUAAUCGUUUUUCGUACUUAUAUCCGUUGAUGAACACG
Molecule: messenger RNA, 6891 nt
Organism: Orussus abietinus
Lineage: Eukaryota; Metazoa; Arthropoda; Insecta; Hymenoptera; Orussidae
Gene: OtopLa
Exons: 8
Coding region: 264-2882 (872 amino acids)
Biological process (GO): proton transmembrane transport
Cellular component (GO): membrane
Molecular function (GO): proton channel activity
Source: RefSeq, a predicted model, not a curated record